Anopheles aquasalis is the source of this 999-nucleotide messenger RNA. Its product is annotated as 27 kDa hemolymph protein. The record is from RefSeq and is a predicted model, not a curated record. Lineage: Eukaryota; Metazoa; Arthropoda; Insecta; Diptera; Culicidae.
UGCGGUGGCCUGCCAUUAUUUAACGUCGUGCUCCGCUCGCGAACGAUCUAGUUUCUGAAUCUUGCGUACUGAAGGAGGUUACAUUUGUCAUUGUAAGAAUGUCAAAGUUGAGUGUUACGUUGCUCUUCAUUGGGCUGUCGCUGUUCGUGGUCUGUGAUGGAUCCCCGAUUGGUGCGAGCUCGGAGUCCAAUGAAUCGAACGAAGUGGACGAGUUCCUGACGGAAAUGCGUGAAAUGUGCAAAAACAACACAGGCUCCGAUGCGGCGUUCCCUAAUUUUAUGCAAUCAGUUGAACAGGGUAUGAUGUGUGCGGCCGCUUUCGAUGCAGACAAUUUCAUGGUCGAUUUGGACAAGCUAACAAACGCAACGCGAUCAGCAUUCUUUUCAAACUACUGUCCAAAGCUGCGAACGGUCGCUGCUUGCAAGGAUGGUAUUUUGACUGGCAUGAAGCCAUGUCUUGAGAGCGAUGACUACAACAUUGUCGAGGCGUUGGCCGGUAUCAUUCCUGACGCAGUCGAACUUAUUUGUAAGAACGAUGGAAGUAUCAUAUUCCAAAUGGAAGAUGAGACGCGAUUGGAAUGUAUCGCGACGAAGGUUGAUGAGUUAACGGUGUGUGCCACAUCGAUUGCUAGCACCUGGAAUGAUGAUUCGGACAUUUCCGAACUCACGCCGGAACAGUGCAGCGGUUUAAUCAAUUUCCGUCAAUGCAUUAAGGAGAAACUGGACAGUUGCCAAAUGUCGGAAAUUCUGGGCAUUUACGAUCUAUUCCACAAUGCACUGUUUCGAAUGACGCCUUGCGCUAAGAAUACGGUGGUGCCACAGCUGGAACUGGUUGAUAACAACGCGAUUGUAUGAACAGGGGGCAAAAUGUCAGGGUUUGCGGUUGGUGCGAUAGUGAUCUUCAUACUGACACCGAAGCCGUAAUAAAUUUGUUUGCAAAACCCGAACUACGAAUCCAGUGCAUUCAAUGUUGUUUAAUAAAGGAAUUUCGCAGAAAGGA